Fomitopsis serialis is the source of this 399-nucleotide messenger RNA. RefSeq lists its product as uncharacterized. The record is from RefSeq and is a predicted model, not a curated record. The transcript has 2 exons. Bases 1 to 399 code for a protein of 132 amino acids. Lineage: Eukaryota; Fungi; Basidiomycota; Agaricomycetes; Polyporales; Fomitopsidaceae.
AUGUCUAUUGGUAGACUCGUAGAAGGGCUUACGGGCGCAUACAGCUUGAUCACCGACGAGCAUCUGAAAGUCAUACUGAAGGGAACAGGCAACCCCGACCCGAACGUUUGGGCUCUAGGCGACGCGGCGAUGAUCAAAGAGAUGCCUCUCCCCGCCACCGCGCAAGGUAUGCCCGCUCUCCUUCUCCCUCGUCCCACGGGCGCACCACUCACGCGUCCGCCCAUCCGGACCUCCGCGGCGGAUCCGUUCCGGUUCCACAACGUAGGCUCGCUCGCGUACGUCGGCGACUGGCAGGUGGUGUACGACCGCACGCGCACGGAGAAGGCGAAGGCGAAGGAGGCGGGGCGGUUCGCGCGGCUGCUGUGGCACUCGGCGCACUUCACGAUGACGCUGAGCUGA